Rhagoletis pomonella (apple maggot) is the source of this 4224-nucleotide messenger RNA. RefSeq lists its product as uncharacterized. Gene Ontology annotation, molecular function: zinc ion binding; nucleic acid binding. NCBI's taxonomy places the organism in Eukaryota, Metazoa, Arthropoda, Insecta, Diptera, Tephritidae. The coding region runs from base 1 to 4224 and encodes 1407 amino acids. Gene Ontology annotation, biological process: DNA integration. The record is from RefSeq and is a predicted model, not a curated record. The transcript has a single exon.
AUGGAUGCUACUCAAUUUUCACAAAUGCUAGAAGCAUUCAACAAAGCGCAACAAAAUUUAUUGCGUCAAAUAAGCACAAAUACGAACAAUCAGCAACAACAACAAGGCAGUCAGCCAUUCCAAAUGCUCUUACCGCCUUUUGAACACUUCGAUGCUACAAAAGAAAAUUUUAGGUUAUACCGGCAAAGGUUCGAGAAUUACUUAACAAUGAAAGGCGUUUUUACAAACAAAGUACUAUGCCAUCAAAUGUUAAUUAAUUCAAUUGGCUCUGUACAUUUCAAAUUGAUUGUGUCGCUAAUUGCCCCGAAGUCACUUAAUGAAGUCGAAUACAAAGACAUAAUUGAAAAAUUAGAAGCACAUCUUUGCCCGAAAAGGAACAUUCUAGUAAGUCAACAUAGGGUCUUGUCAACAUAUCAAAAUGAAGGCCAAACAAUUGCGGAAUACGUAGCGUUAUUGAAGCGCGAUAUUAAUGAAUGCAAUUUUCUGUCGUCGUGCAAUUGUAAGGCCGAUAUUUCAAACAUUUUUCUACGAGCACAGUUUAUUCGAGGUAUAUUUGACAAUACAAUACGGGAGCAAAUACUUCAAUCAGAAGAAACUGACUUUGAUAAAAUUGUACAAAAGUCUUUAUCGCUAGAAGCAUCAAAAAUAGAUAGCCGGGAAAUUAACGCGAAGCAUAGCACUAGUGACGUAAAUAAAAUUGUAAGCAGAAAGCAGAAUCGUGGAAGAAGCCAUUCUUCCAGCCGCCAUUCAAAACCGCAGGCACGAGCAAAAUCAAAGGUAAAUUACAAAGAGCUUGGUAUAGAUAAUUUAUGUAUACGGUGUGGACGAGACAACCACAAAACGAAGCAGUGCCGUACCAACGCAAAAAACCUAAAAUGUAACUCCUGUGGUAAAAGAGGCCAUGUACAGCAAGUAUGCAUCACUACAUUAAUGAAGUCUACAAAGAACGCAAAUGUCAAAUCAGAGGAUACCGAGGAAUCAAUUCAUCAAAUAUAUGGCAUUAAUCGCAUUAUAGAUAUUUUUUCGAAUCAACAUAGUUACAGUGAUGUUGAUAAGUAUUAUGUCACUGUUGAAUUAAAUGGGCGAAAACAACAAUUCGAGGUCGAUUCAGGCGUCGGGUUUACCCUUAUACCAAGGAACCAAUUCAAUCAACUCCAGAUAAACGAGCAACUACAACCUUCAAGUGUUGCUUUCCGUUCAUAUACGAAGAAUAUCAUUGUUCCCGAUGGCAAAGUCAAGGUAAGGGUAAAAUUCAAUAAUAGUAUAUCCGACGAAGAAAUGUAUGUUGUCCCUGAUGAAUAUGAUGCACUGUUAGGCCGAGUUUGGAUUCGACACCUAAACAUCAAUCUUCAGCAAGUCGAUAAGCAUCGCGUACACAACAUAAAUAAAGUCAAUGCACAAAAUCAUAAUUCAAUAUCUGAUAUUAUUAAUGAGUUUCCCGAAGUUUUUGAAGAAAGAGUAGGAUGUGUCCCUGAAAUUGAAAUCACAUUGCAGCUGCGAAAAGGUUCUAAGCCAGUUUUUUAUAAGGAGCGUGAAGUUCCGUACGCAUUGAGAGACUCCGUCGAAAAAGAAUUAGAAGAAUUAGAAGCUUCCGGCAUUAUUUCAAAAUGUGAAAGGAGCGACUGGGGUUCUCCACUAGUAAUUGUCCCGAAGCCAGAUGGAAAAGUUAGACUAUGCGUCGACUAUAAACCAGGGGUUAAUCCACAACUAGUAGCAGCUAAUUACCCAAUACGCAGAAUCGAUGAAAUUUUGAAUAGCCUAAAAGGGUCAAAAUAUUUUUGUCGUCUCGAUCUCUAUAAGGCAUAUUUACACAUAAGGGUAAAUCCAGAAUCCAGUGAAAUUCAAACAAUCUCGACCCAUAAGGGAACAUAUAGGAUGAAUAGACUCUCAUUCGGCAUAAAAACAGCACCGUCAGAAUUCAAUCGUAUAAUAGAGCAACUUUUAUCGGGUUUAAACAAAACCAUGUCCUACUUCGAUGAUAUUUUGGUACACGGGUCUACAGAAGCUGAAUGUAAACAAAAUCUAGUCGAAUGUCUUAAACGCUUAAAGAAAUAUGACUUACACUUGAAUAAAAGCAAAUGCUCGUUUCUGAAAACUCGCGUAGAAUACCUAGGGCAUGUCGUACAAUUUAACCAAAUUUCAAAGUCACCGUCUAAAGUCGAAACAAUUGUAAACAUGGCUCGUCCAAAAACAGUCGAUGAUGUCAGAAGAUUUCUAGGCAUGGUAACAUAUUAUUCGAGAUUUAUUCCAAACCUAUCGUCCAUAACUUACCUACUACGUCAACUACUCCAGAAAGAAAAACAGUUUCAGUGGUCUUCCAAUUGCGAAGCCGCUUUCAUCAAACUCAAAAGCAUAAUUAGUAGCGAUCAGGUACUCAGACCUUUUAAUCCGGAACUUCCAGUAGUCAUUGCUUGCGAUGCUAGCCCAACAGGUAUAGCAGGGGUGCUCUCCCAUACAAUAAACGGCAUUGAACAUCCCGUUGCCUUCGCUUCCAGAUCACUGACUGCAGCAGAAAGGAACUAUAGCCAACUAGAUCGCGAGGCAUUAGCAAUAAUAUUCAGUAUAAAUCAUUUUUUUAUGUAUGUCUAUGGAAGAAAAUUCCAGCUUGUCACCGAUAAUCGCCCGCUUACAAGAAUUUUUCAACAGCACAAUAAAAUGCCAGCUAUAACAUCUGCCAGACUUCUGCGAUACGCCGAAUUCCUGUCGAGCUUUAAUUACGAAGUAAUCUACAAAAAAGGAUCCGAAAAUACUAAUGCAGAUUGUCUAUCCAGAGCAACGCAAAUUCCAGGAAAUCAUUGCACGGACAAAGUAAUAAAUGAAGAGAUAAAUGAACUAUGUUUGUUAUCUAUCUUUGAAAUAUCCAGCGAAUACAUAAAUUCAGAAAUCCUAGCAUCGGAAACCGCAAAAGAUCCCGAACUUUCAAACAUCUUAACCAACAUGAUGAACGGGAACGACGAAGGUACGUAUAUGCUCAAUAACGGCAUUAUUUUUAAGGGUCAACGGGUAGUGAUUCCAAAAAGCCUACAGCAAAAUGUUCUUCAAGAAUUACAUCGCACUCACCCAGGCGUUACCAAAAUGAAGCAACUCGCCAGAAGAUAUUGUAUCUGGAAAGGUAUUGACCGUGAUAUAGAACGGACAGUACGAUCAUGCGAACCAUGUGUUCAAGUUCAAAACAAACCGGCGAAAGCUCCACUGCACCACUGGGAGGAACCAAAAGAAAAUUGGGAAAGAAUACAUAUAGAUUACGCCGGACCAUUCCAGGAUAAUCAUUUUCUUGUGGUCGUGGAUGCAAAGUCUAGAUGGGCAGAAUUUCGAGUUAUACGGGAUGCUCCAACAACCCAAUCCACAAUUAACCUUCUAUCGGAUAUUUUCGCUACUCAUGGAUAUCCGUCGAUCAUGGUUUCUGACAACGCAACUAUUUUUACGAGCGCACAUUUCAAAUCAUACUGCAGCAAAAAUGGAAUUUACCAGAAGCUCAUAGCACCAGGGCACCCGAGUACGAAUGGUCUUGCCGAGCGAAAUGUUCAAACACUUAAAAGGAAGUUAAAAGCUAUGUCAACAGAACCAGGACCACUACGCCAAAAAGUCAAUGACAUUUUACAAAUAUACCGAGCAAUUCCUCUUAGUAAUGGUAUGAGCCCAGCAGAACUUUACCUAAAAAGACGUAUACGGAUUCGAUUAGACGCGCUAAAACCAAUAACACAUAAUAAAGUAACGGAUUCUAUACCAGGUGUGCGCCAUAUUAGCGAGGGAGAGAGAGUACAAGCGUUAUAUACACAAAACAGCAAAACAAUUUGGAAAACAGGUACUGUACAACGAAAGCUAGGUCAACUUCACUACAUUAUUAAACUAGAUGACGGCUACACCUUAAAACGCCAUAUAGAUCAACUAAAGGUCACAAAAGUUCAACAGCGGAAAGUCAGGUUCGCUCAAGAUGUUCCUGACAUAGGUAAUACCCGGGGAAGUACUUCAAAUACGAUUUCCGACCCAGCAGACCAACAAAAUCAUAGGAAUAGCCAGUACAAUUUUCAACAAGUCGAAACUGGAUCUCAAUCUAAUUCAGAAUCGAACGAUACAGAAUCUGAAAGACAUACAGAAACAUUACCUCGAACUCCAGAGCAGCCAACCCAAUCGUCAACUGCUCAAAAUCCGGAACAGUCGAGUCAAAGACCUGCACGAAUACGCAAUAAACCUGCACAUCUCCGCGAUUAUGACUUAACAUAA